AUGGUGUUCGGUAAAGUUCAAAGGCAUCAUACGGUGUCGACGAACAGCGGGAAUCGUAGAAACGAGGAUGCGAUCAUGAAUGAGGCGUCGUUGAAAGCUGCGCAAGCGAUUUUCAAGAAGCAUUCCAGUGUUUCAACGAACGAAGCACCGCAAGAGAAACAGAACCCUACGCCUGCAAGACCCAUUAGACGAGCCGUAACCGUGAAUACGUCUAUGCGACCUGCUUCCAAGGCAAAUGGGAAAGUUAGCGUCGUGAGAGCGCUGCAAGUAACUCACAGUCCGCCUAAUGAAGAAAAAAAUGGGCCGUCACUUUCUGCAAGACAAGCUGCCGCUAGGGCUCAAAGAGAGUCUGCUAUUAUCGAAUCUCACCUCAGAUUACCGGAGAAUGACAGUAUUUUUUCAUUUUCUAGAGCUGAUAAUAAGGGCCGUCUUUCGAGAAGCAAUUCGGGAAGUGGGUCUAUAAAAAGCGGAACAUCCCAACGAAGUAGUUCUUCGGCCAGUUUUGAGGAUAUUAUAAGCAAAUUACAAGCGAACUCGAGUAGCAGUGCAGCGGCUGCGGCAGCUUCACUGUCCAAAAGCUAUUUCGCGAGCAGAUCCCAGGACUGUUUUUCAAUGUCGAAUUCUAGCUCAGAAGAUCUUCGAAGUAGAGUUGGAAGGCAUUCACCUGUUGAUCCUAGGGCAACCAGAGCUAAUCAAGCUACUUCUCGAAAUGUGGUAUCGAAGACUGCACCUCGUAGAGUUCCUCCGCCCAAUGCAGACAAUUCACUUGGAGAUGCUCCUUCGAGACAUCUAAAUCUCAACUAUACCUCUCAAAACAAAAGCGAAGGCCUCUUUAGCGACAGUGAGACUUCUGGCUACGGUCUAUCAGACGACUAUAAACAGGACUCGAUUUCUCUUAGCCCAGAUCCAACCUCCACCAGCACACCUACCGAGGUGGACAGCAAAAAGAUGCCCUAUGAAGCGCUCAACAAGAUGCCUGGUCAGGUGAAGUACCAGGGAACAUUACCGGAUCUCAUUCCAAAUCAUAGGCGUGACAAGAAAAGGGGUAAGAUACGGUCUGUAUUCUAUCGAAAGCGCCGUUCCACGGGGUCUGAACAGAACAGAUCUGACGUAUUCCAUAACAACGACUUUGCGCUUGUGAAAACUGGACAGCCUGUGAGAUUUAGGACUACGAUGCGCAAAUCAAGCAACGACCAACCCGACUCUCCCGCAAGAUCCUCAGACGAAAGUGAUCAGUAUGAAUCGUCAUCCGAGGGCGAGCAAUUCGACAACCAAAAGAAAAAAAUUAAGAAGGGUCACAAAAGCCGGAUCCGCAAGCGCAUCAAGAAGGCUUCUGGUCAUAAUCAUGUCGACAAACGCUCUUUCAAUGAGGAUAAACCUUGGAAACAUCACAUUGACGUUGGCUUCGUAACUCAGCCGGAGCGGAAGCGAUACGAAGCCAUGUGGGUGACCAAUCGCAAUUGCUAUUUGUCACUACUUUCCUGGUGGAAUCCCGAGACUACAACUGUUCCGGAGGACGGUCUCAUCUUGAACCUUGUCGUUUAUGACAUUUGGUCAAGAAGUAAUUUACCCCAGGAUAAAUUGGCAGCUAUCUACGACAUGGUAGAUAUAAGAAAAGACGGCACGCUCUCGCGCGCCUCGUUUUUAGUGGGCAUGUGGCUGGUAGAUCAAAGUCUUUACGGUAGGAAGCUACCUACCAAGAUCGAAAAACGGGUAUGGGAUAGUGUUGAUAGAUAUGUGAUAAACGUGCCGCAAGACCCACAAAUUGGACAGGAAAAAAAGACGAGUCCAAAUCUAAUUAAAGAUGAGAUCAAAACGCUAAAGAAUGAUCUCAAACGUGUUCAAUUGUGA
Molecule: messenger RNA, 1851 nt
Organism: Lachancea mirantina
Lineage: Eukaryota; Fungi; Ascomycota; Saccharomycetes; Saccharomycetales; Saccharomycetaceae
Source: the annotation of a GenBank genome assembly